AGCGGCUUUGUUUGUGCGUCCGGUCUUGCUGGGGAAUUCGGUUGCUGCCUCUGUGGUCUCCGUGAAAUCAGGGGACCUCGGGACAGACCUGUACACCCAGAGGGGCUGGAGGUGACCAGGCUGUGGAGGGAGCAGCCCUGCUAGCCCUAGCACAGCCGCGCUCUGACAGCUCCCCCGGGGCGCUGCACGCCUCUGGGUCUUCCUGCUUCUUACCCGAGACGGAGCGGAAGUGUCUCCUCGCGUUGGAUCGUCCCUCUUGUGCAGGUUUUGCCUUCUGGAACCUUUCAAGGUGAGGACUCGGGUGAAAGCCCUGCGGACGUCUGAUGACACGGUAUGUCUGAUGCCUCACUCACCUCCUCCCCCAAAUCCUGGAGAGCCUGCCGUGCGGCUGCCAGGCCUGAAGAGCACGUCAGACGUGGUGUCUGGCGCGAUGGGGCAGAUGGACUCCAGUCAGCAGGUAAGGAAGAGCCGGGAGGAAGGAUCGGUGCUGUGGGCCUGCGUUAGGGGGAGGUGACCCCCUAAAGGGGCUCCUCACAAGCGGGAGUGGGUACGGCUGAAGCAGAGCAGGCAGGCUGGGCUUGCAGGCUGAAAGGAAAGCUUUUUCUGCGCGUAUGCAACACCUCACGUGUGCAUUUUCACGCCAACCCAUUGUCCGGUUGUCUGCGGUCACAGACUGGGCGUCAGCUCCAACGCCAACUACAGGAGUCCAAGCAGACCCCACAGGUUCGGCUCAGACGCCAGCCACAGCUCACCUGCGCCUCUGUCCAGCUGGGCUGCAAAUAAGAGACUCCUACGCCCCGUCUCGGGUUCGGAUGUGGAUGAACAACCAGACGGAGAGUCCCGGGCACAGGAGCUUCGGUCCCCAUGGAGAGCGGGGUGCAUCACCAUCCCAGUGUGGAUGUGUCCUUGUCACCAGCCUGGAAGUCCUCUGAACCCCUUCAGUUCAGAUUUUUGUGGAGGCUUCAUUAUGGCGUGCGUGCUGGUCGGAUCAUCAGCCUGGGAGCAUCCCUGGUUACGUGUGCAGCCGGGUCCGAGGAGCCUGGCCCAGAGGGCCUCACCUCCACCUCCCUGCUGGACCUCCUGCUGCCCACUGGCCUGGAGCCGCUGGACUCAGAGGAGCCCAGCGAGGCCAUGGGACUGGGGACUGGCCUGGGAGCCCCUGGCUCUGGCUUCGCCAGCGAAGAGAGCGAAGAGUCCCGCAUCCUGCAGCCGCCGCAGUACUUCUGGGAGGAGGAGGAGGUGCUGAACGACUCUAGUCUGGACCUGGGACCCACUGCAGAUUACGGUUUUCCAGACCUGACUGAGAAGGCUGGUCCCAUAGAGGAUACGGGCCAGAGUCAAGAGGGGGCGAGCCUCCCAUCUCCCCUGCCCAAGAUGAGCCUGGUGGAGCCACCCUGGCGUGUGGUCCCUGGAGAGGAGGAAGAGGCGGAGCAGCUGCUGCCUGUGACCAGAUCCCAAGAAGAACCCCGAAGUCAGGUCCACGGCUUUCCUCCCACCGGCAGCAGCCAGACCCCAGGGGCCCCCGAACACCGGCACGAAGAGUCUGGGGACCAGGCCUCCUCGGGUGUGGAGGUGGGGAGCAGCAUGGAGCCGAGCCUUUCCCUGCCCACAGUCGCCCCAAGUCCAGUGACCCUGGGCGGUCAGGAUGUGGCCGACUGGGGGGCAGGGGGCACGGUGUUGCCAGCCGCAGGGCACAGGCUAGAGUUGGAGGCCCCUCGGGAGCCCAGUGAGGAGGCCACUGCGGAAACAGCUGGCUUGGCCGGCCGGCCGGGGGAGGGACCGUCCCCGGCCUCGUUCCCUCAGACAGAAGCUCCCGGCGGGGCUGAGGCCUCAGACGAAGACCCCACGCACCCUGGAGCCUCAGCCUCUUUCUCACUGGCUCCUGGAGACACGGAGCUGACACCUUCCUCUGCUGCCGUGGGACGAGAAACCCUCAGCCAGCUGCCCCAGGAAGGGCAGCCCGCCGCUGCUCCGUCUGGGACACCCUGGGACUCCACGCAGGUGAUCUGCAAAGACUGGAGCAACCUAGCCGGAAAGAACUACAUCAUCCUGAACAUGGCGGAGAACGUGGACUGUGAGGUGUUCCGGCGGCACCGGGGGCUGCAGCUCCUGGCCCUGGUGGAGGGGGCGCUGCCCCGCCACGGCCGCAGCCGCCACGGGCACUGGCGCAUCUCCCUGAGCAAGCCCAGCGAGAAGGAGCGGUACCUGCUGAUGACCUUGGUGGGCGAGCAAGGGGUGGUGCCCACUCAAGACGUCCUCUCCGUGCUGGGCGACAUCCGCAGGAGCCUGGUGGAGAUUGGCAUCCAGAACUACUCCACCACCAGCAGCUGCCAGGCCCGGGCCAGCCAGGUACGCAGCGACUACGGGACGCUCUUUGUGGUGCUGGUGGCCAUCGGCGCCAUCUGCGUCAUCAUCAUCGUGCUCGGCCUGCUCUAUAACUGCUGGCAGCGCCGGCUGCCCAAGCUGAAACACGUGUCGCACGGCGAGGAGCUGCGCUUCGUGGAGAACGGCUGCCACGACAACCCCACGCUGGACGUGGCCAGCGACAGCCAGUCGGAGAUGCAGGAGAAGCAGCCCAGCCUGAACGGCGGCGGCGCCGUCAACGGCCCGGGGGGCUGGAGCGCGCUCAUGGGGGGCAAGCGCGACCCCGAGGACUCGGACGUAUUCGAGGAGGACACGCACCUGUGAGGGGCUGUGCCCCGCCCGGCCCUCGGCGCGGGGUCCCUGCUUUCCCCCGACUCACGACGCACCUCGGCCCCAUCCCCGUCCCCACCCGACGCCCCGAGGGGCUGCCCCGGGACCCCAUUAAAGCCGCCCGGAGAGCACACCGGGCCCCGCG
Molecule: messenger RNA, 2839 nt
Organism: Delphinapterus leucas (beluga whale)
Lineage: Eukaryota; Metazoa; Chordata; Mammalia; Artiodactyla; Monodontidae
Source: RefSeq, a predicted model, not a curated record